AUGACUUUCUCCAUUGACGCCGCCUCUCUGCUAGUGUCUGCAGCGGUCCCAGCAUUCAAGUGUCCUGCUGGGACAAGAAUGCAUAUUCUGAACUUGGGUACCCUCCAAGCAGAUGAAUCAUGGAUCUUCCGAGGUGGGAAUGCAAGCUCGGUGAGCAACCUCAAUCCAGUGAACAAACGUCGGGAUUUGGUGCUACUUUCGGCUCUGAUUGAGUACCCGGGAGUGGGCCUUAUUCUUUAUGAGACGGGCUGUGCAGAGGAUCUAGACGUGAAAUGGCCAGCGCCAAUCACAGAUGUCUUUCCGCGAACCGAAUACUCGGAGAACAAUAAACUCCCGAACGCCAUCAAAGCCACUGGAAACGACAUCAAAGACGUCAAAGCGGUCAUAAUUGGCCACCUGCACCUUGAUCACGCCGGAGGACUUGAGCAUUUUGCGAACACAGAUGUCCCAAUCUACGUCCACGAAGAAGAAUUCAAGCACGCUUGCUGGGCUGUAGCAACCGGGGCAGACUUGGGCGUCUACCUGGGGCAUUAUAUGCUCCUCGAAGAGCUAAAGUGGAGCACCUUCAAUGAGUCGCAACUUGACCUUUUCCAAGGCAUAACCCUCCACCAUUCACCCGGCCACACGCCUGGACUCUGUAUUAUGCAAGUUAAUCUUGCCAAUGAUGGACCAUUCAUUUGGACCUCGGACCAGUUUCACGUUGCAGAAAACUAUGACCUGGGUCAUCCCCACGGAGGAUUAGCUAGAGAUCACAAUGCGUGGUAUCGCAGUCUCAACAUGAUUCGCAGACUUCAAAGACUGUAUAACGCGACGUUGGUUUUCGGUCAUGACAAGGAUGUUGCCUACAAGCUCAUGAACACGAAGCCGUACUAUGAGUGA
Molecule: messenger RNA, 879 nt
Organism: Penicillium robsamsonii
Lineage: Eukaryota; Fungi; Ascomycota; Eurotiomycetes; Eurotiales; Aspergillaceae
Product: N-acyl homoserine lactonase family protein
Exons: 3
Coding region: 1-879 (292 amino acids)
Source: RefSeq, a predicted model, not a curated record